Hippopotamus amphibius kiboko is the source of this 2692-nucleotide messenger RNA. It is a transcript of the gene EIF4E3, whose product is annotated as eukaryotic translation initiation factor 4E family member 3. NCBI's taxonomy places the organism in Eukaryota, Metazoa, Chordata, Mammalia, Artiodactyla, Hippopotamidae. The transcript has 7 exons. Bases 22 to 702 code for a protein of 226 amino acids. Gene Ontology annotation, biological process: translational initiation. The record is from RefSeq and is a predicted model, not a curated record. Gene Ontology annotation, molecular function: translation initiation factor activity; RNA 7-methylguanosine cap binding. Gene Ontology annotation, cellular component: eukaryotic translation initiation factor 4F complex.
CUGGCAGGCGGGGCGGAGAAAAUGGCGAUGCCCCCGGCCGCCGCGCCCCCCGCCGGGGCCGGGGAGCCGCCGGGGCCCCGCGCCGCCGCCGCCGCCGCCGCCGCCAGCACCGCGCCGCCUCUGGGCCUGCAGCAGCUGUCGGCGCUGCGGCCGGAGCCGGGCGAGGUCCCGCUGCACUCGCCCUGGACCUUCUGGCUCGACAGAUCCCUCCCUGGAGCCACAGCCGCUGAGUGUGCCUCAAAUCUGAAGAAAAUCUACACAGUACAGACAGUGCAGAUAUUCUGGAGUGUGUACAAUAAUAUUCCUCCCGUGACUAGCCUGCCUUUGAGAUGUAGUUAUCAUUUAAUGAGAGGAGAGAGGCGACCACUUUGGGAAGAAGAGAGUAAUGCAAAGGGUGGCGUAUGGAAGAUGAAAGUUCCCAAGGACAGCACGUCCACAGUUUGGAAAGAGUUGUUGUUAGCGACUAUCGGGGAACAGUUCACAGAUUGUGCCGCCGCAGAUGACGAAGUAAUAGGAGUUAGUGUCAGCGUCCGGGACCGGGAAGACGUCGUCCAAGUCUGGAAUGUAAAUGCCGCUUUAGUGGGUGAAGCCACCGUGUUAGAAAAGAUCUAUAAACUCCUGCCCCACAUAUCUUUUAAAGCAGUAUUUUAUAAACCCCAUGAAGAGCAUCAUGCUUUUGAAGGUGGACGUGGAAAACACUAAUUGCACUCUGUAAAGAAUUCUUUGUCCUUUGCUGAUUGGUUUUGGAAACGGUCUUAACAGGAGGGAGAGUGAAGAGAAGACUUGCCGAAGCCCGAUGCUGGUCCAUUUAGAGUGGGUUUCUGCCCUUGCAGAUUGAGCAAUUAGCACUCACAGUGGCAGGUGGGGUGCGGAGAUUGUGUGGGGUUUUGCCGUCACAUUACUCGCUUUUCUUUUUUUUUUUUUUUUUUCUUUUUUGGCUUUCUGAAUUUUCUGUUCUUUUCACUCCCCCCCCCCCUUUUUUUUUUUUGCCCUUUUAAAUUCCUCAUUCGGUCUGAUUAUUGUCUUCUAUUCCCCCCUUUCAUUGAGGCACAAGAAAUCGGUUUCCCUUUAAGUAGCUCUGCUGUACCUAGUUAAUGAGAACAUGCAUAGUCGUGACAGUAUUGCCUUUGAGAACCACACUGUCCUGGAGGAAUACUGGCUUGGUGAAACCUGUCUUUUGAUUAUCUGUUGUGACACAUUCCUGCACACUGUGCACUGGGCAUUGCUUUUUUUCUGUCCCAGGGCAAAGAAAAACCUUACUUAAUCUGAUUUUGCACUGACAUCACAGGCAUCUUUUGUUUUUUUCCCUUUUUAAGAUUUUUUUUUUUUUUUUUAGAGAUGAAAGGAAGUUAAUAGUUGGGUUGCCAAACAUGAAAACUAUAAUCACAGUUGAGUAUCAGGAUAUAAAUCAAACUAUAGAUCUUUGGACCCUCUGUGGAAAUAUUUUCCAACCAGAAUUUCAAUUUGGCCUUUUCAAAGGGAGGCUUAGAAUGGUAGCAAGGGGUUUGUCUCAAUAGGAAACCUGAUAAUUUCUGAUUUAAAAGAAGGUGAUAUUUUAAUUGUUUGAAUUAAGCUUCUUCCGAAUAUGGGGUGUGUGUACCCACUUAGGGCUUUCCAGAUCAACUCAGACACAUUUUGUUAAAUGAUCGCCUUUUCCUGCUCACAUUGUGUGUCGUCUGCAAUAAUGUCAUCCCCCAGCCUGGAUGGCGUUCCCCUGCCUUUUCCAUGUAGGAGCAGAAGUUAAAUCUCAUUUCCAGGAUGAAUGUGAACAUUCACAAAGUCGAACUCCAAAUGCAUUCUGUUCACAUUAAUUUUUGGAAUUGUUGAGAUACAUCGUAUGAUGUUACCAAAUAAACACCGAUUGUAGGAGAAGGCAAUGACCACCCUCCGGAACACUCGAAAUGUUCCGAUUUCCCUCCCUUGACUCUGCCAAGCCUCCUACUGCCUCUGCCUGAAAAAGGCAGGGCCACGUGGAGAUGUUUCCUCCUGCUGGCUUUUUUCUGGAGUCAGGGGAGCUAGGGCAUGCGUAUACGUUUCACAGCAGGGCAGUGCACUCCGAACGUCGUCGCGCCCAGGGAUUUUAAUUCCUCUUGCCGUGUUGACCAGCAGAGAGAGGGAGGGCUGCUUGCAGCCCCCAGCCUGUGUGUGUAAAUAAAAUUCUCCAUUCACACAUUUUACAGGAUUUCAAACAACGUCGUUUCACAAAAGGCGUGCCCUUCACUUGCAUUACUCACCACAUCAAUCGUAAUAACAAUGAUCAUGGCCUUUGUGGGGUGUUUUUUGUUUUGUUUUGUUUUUAAUGCUUUGUUUCUGACCUUGAGUUUCCUCAGUGACUUCAAAAUGAGGUAUCAGGAUAUCAGACCCAUUUUUCAGAAGCCUAGAACUUGCUCUUUUAAACAUUGUACUAACAUCCAACUUGUUUUUAAAUUAUUGAUCAAGGAUUUAAAAAAAUAUUCUGGGCAUGAAUUUAAAUUCUUUUUUAUAAGUAUUUUUCCGAUAGAUUAGAAGAAAGGAUAUAAUUGACUUAUCUCCAUUGUAAUUGUCAUAUAUAUUUCCAUAAGUAAAUGGAUUUUGAAGUAUUUUUAUUUUUGGACUUUAUUUAAAGCAUGGUGAUGACACAUUCAAGUGUUGCAUGUAUGUAGCUUUUGAAGUAGAAAAAUAAAAUGAAAGGAACAGGAAUGUUAGGCUCCCA